UUUAACAAUAGAAUAAUGCGAAAGGUUAUGAUUCGCGGUGGAUGGACUGCCCGAUGCCAACUUCUAUGUAUUCGUUGUCUGAGAAGGUUGGCGCCCGUCGCGUCAGCCAAGCAACGAUGAUCUCCGCGAGGGCACAGAGACCCUGAAUUCGAGAAGACGAUCACCUCCCCAUUCAAUUCGGGACUCCUGCUCGCCCGCCCUGCUACCCACUCCAUGCGCUGCGUAACGGCAUGGAGACCGCCCAAUUGCCUCGUCCGGCAGACGUCUACGCCGCCACCUCGGUUGCUGAGAUACACGCUGCUCUGGCGCAUUUACAGCUUCGGGAGGCCACGGUGACCCAACGCCUCAACGAUCUCAUUGCAUCGCAAAAGGACCUUUCCCGUGAACUCGGCCGCCUGGACCUGUUGCGAGCGCAUCUUGGUACACAGGCCGUCAAUACGCGUGCAAUCAGCAAUGGCAUGCUUGCCGAUGCCGCCUCGACCGCCUCCCGCAUCUCCACCGCCGUGAAACGCCUCGACCACGAACAGUCCAAUGUCAAGGCAACGCUUGAGGUGGUUGAACAGGUUGCGGAGCUGAAGGCAUGCGUGCUGGGUGUUCAUGGGUCAAUGGGGGCGCCGCAGGAUUGGGAGACGGCUGCAGGAUAUUUGCAUCGAGCUUCGAAGAUUCCCGACGACGUCGUCAACGGAAGCUUUGCAGAGGAGAUUGUGCCCACUGCAGAGGUGCCCGACCCCCCACGGGUCACUCUAGAUGCUGCUGCGGAAUCACUAUGUGGCUUGUUCCUUCGAGAAUUCGAGAAAGCAACACGAGAGGGGGAUGGUUCCCGAGUAACGAGAUUCUUCAAGCUGUUCCCCUUGAUUGGGAGAACGGACGUAGGCCUCGAUGCAUAUGGACGCUACGUGUGCCAGGGAGUAGCAUCAAGAGCGAGGACAAACUUCAAUUCAGCACCCGCUGCGCAGAGGAAAGAGGGGUACUUCUAUGCCAGCACUCUUACAAAACUUUUUGAGCACAUCGCCCAGAUUGUUGACGGCCACGAGCCACUUGUGGAACGACAUUAUGGUCCGGGAAUGAUGGCAAAAGUAAUUGAGCGUCUCCAGAUCGAGGCGGAUGUCCAGGGCGGAAUCAUCCUGGACACCUGGCGGGAUGAACGUGCGAUCGAUCGGAAGCUGACAGAUAUCAAAUCUUACGCGUUUUCCUUCCUUGUGCAAAGCUAUUUGCCCUCGCAGAAGCCAGCUACCGGAAUUCCACGCUCGGGCUCGCCAGCUAACGCUGCAGCGCGGUCCAGCGAAGACGAGGGGGUGAACAUGAAAGAAGUGGACAGCAUACUUGGAGAAAGCGCUGUCAUGCUGGGUCGCUGGGCUUUGUAUGCGCGGUUUAUCUCCUCGAAAUGUGCACCCAGAGAGUCGCCAGACCCCCCAGGGAUUGAUCAUGGCUUAACUUUGCCUCCAUUUCUCGCUACGAGUAAUCUGAUCAACAAAGUGGCCACACACCUCAUAGAACCGUUUAAUAACAUGACAACCUUUCUCUUCCGGCGAUCUGUAGAGAAGGCCUUUCAACUGGACGAGUCGCCAUCCGACCUCAACCUCAACCCGAAUAAACCUCUGGGCGCAAACCCUCCCUUUAUAACUUCCGCUGUGGAUGAUGUCAUGUACAUUGUCAAUCAGGUCAUACAGCGCUCCUUAGCCACUUCCCAACGAGCCGUCGUAGCAAGCGUUGUCCCGAACGUCUCGCGUGUUCUAGGGGCAGACUUCAUCGGCAUGAUCCAGAGAAAAAUGAGGGACGAGAGUUAUCCAAAACCAGUUAUACAAGGCGGAUUGCCCCCUGAAGACAAGGUCAUUGCAUUUCUAUUGCUGAUCAACAACCUUGACGUCGCGAACGACUAUAUGAAACGCAUAGUAGAGACCCAUCUGCACAAUCGAACCGAACCUGGACCUGAUGCACCUGCGUCAUCCCUCAAGGACCUCUUUCCUUUUGGACACGACUCAGUAUUCGUCGAGAACACUCUCAAAUCUAUGGAGCAUUCAUUCACCUCGAAGACAGCCGAACUUCUGAACGACAGCAUCCAAGUCACCUUUCUCACCGUCUUGAAACCGCGCGUUCGACCUAUUCUUGCGGAUGCUUUCCGUGACAUCGAUUAUGCACCCGAGGAUGGGGGAGACGAUGAAGAGGAGAUUGAUGGCGACUAUACAGACCUGGUCAAGGCACGAUUUGAUCGUAGUUGGGGUGCUCUUAUACGACCGAUCAAGCGAAUCCUAACACCCGCGAACUCCGACCGACUUCUCAGUGUUGCGAUGAGCUAUCUUGCCAACGCACUCGAAAAACGCAUCAAGAGUUACUAUGGCAGGGUCAACGAACUAGGCGCUGUCCGACUCGAACGCGAUGUCGCCGGGAUUAUCAAUGCUGCAGUCGCAGGAGGCAAGUACAGUCUCCGUGAGCCAUUCACGAAAUGCACGCAGAUGACGUUGAUUUUGAACAUGGAGGACGAUGAGUGGGAAGAAGUCCUCAACGAACAAAACUCGGGCUCGGGGAUCGAGUGGGUGAUGGAUGCUGAAGAGAGGAAGCGAGUCAGGGCCAUUGUGAAAGGGUGAUUCACCUGGUAGAAUUGCAAAUGUUCUUGGCACUUAAUAUACUCAAACGAGGUCGCUUUGUCACGCACCUCUAGAUGCUAUACUAUCUCGUAUUAGCAGUAGCUGCUCGAUUCAUUCAUAUACCAACAAGUCUGUCCGCCUGGGCCAGCUUCC
Messenger RNA from Westerdykella ornata, 2738 nucleotides. RefSeq names its product golgi transport complex subunit Cog4. The record is from RefSeq and is a predicted model, not a curated record. NCBI's taxonomy places the organism in Eukaryota, Fungi, Ascomycota, Dothideomycetes, Pleosporales, Sporormiaceae. The transcript is spliced from 2 exons. Bases 231 to 2585 code for a protein of 784 amino acids.